AUGGUUGCACCUACUGCUUUGAAAAAGGCUACCGUGCCACCUGCAAGUGGAGAAGACAGCGGCAGUAGUAGAAUUAUAGGAAUAAAUAAUACCGAAAGCAUUGACGAAGAGGAUGACGAUGAUGUUCUAUUGGAUGAUGCCAACGACAAUACAGCAAAAGACGAGGGAGAUAGCGAGGACGGUAGUCAGAAAAUGCGCGAAUCUAAGACCGUAGUGGUCGAUGACCAGGGGAAGCCUCGCUUCACUUCAGCUAGUAAAACACAGGGUAACAAAAUAAAAUUUGAAUCGAGGAAGAUCAUGGUUCCACCACACAGAAUGACACCCUUGAGGAACAGCUGGACAAAAAUUUAUCCUCCAUUGGUUGAGCACUUGAAGUUGCAAGUCAGAAUGAAUUUAAAGACAAAAUCGGUAGAGCUAAGAACGAAUCCUAAAUUUACCACAGACCCUGGUGCGUUGCAAAAAGGGGCCGAUUUCAUCAAAGCCUUCACUUUAGGAUUUGACCUAGACGAUUCUAUCGCACUAUUAAGGCUAGAUGAUUUAUAUAUCGAAACUUUUGAGGUCAAAGAUGUCAAGACUCUAACGGGUGACCAUUUGUCGAGAGCUAUCGGUCGUAUUGCUGGAAAAGACGGUAAAACGAAGUUUGCCAUUGAAAACGCUACAAGGACAAGGAUAGUCUUAGCCGACUCUAAAAUACACAUUUUGGGUGGGUUCACCCAUAUCAGAAUGGCAAGAGAGUCUGUAGUUAGUUUAAUUUUGGGUUCCCCUCCAGGUAAAGUUUACGGGAAUUUACGUACCGUUGCAUCUAGAUUAAAGGAACGCUACUAA
Molecule: messenger RNA, 825 nt
Organism: Saccharomyces paradoxus
Lineage: Eukaryota; Fungi; Ascomycota; Saccharomycetes; Saccharomycetales; Saccharomycetaceae
Gene: PNO1
Product: Pno1p
Exons: 1
Coding region: 1-825 (274 amino acids)
Cellular component (GO): nucleolus
Molecular function (GO): RNA binding
Source: RefSeq, a predicted model, not a curated record